This is a messenger RNA of Trematomus bernacchii (emerald rockcod), 3123 nucleotides long. RefSeq names its product G protein-coupled receptor kinase interacting ArfGAP 2a (gene git2a). The record is from RefSeq and is a predicted model, not a curated record. NCBI's taxonomy places the organism in Eukaryota, Metazoa, Chordata, Actinopteri, Perciformes, Nototheniidae. Gene Ontology annotation, biological process: regulation of ARF protein signal transduction; brain development. The transcript has 21 exons. Gene Ontology annotation, molecular function: GTPase activator activity; protein binding. The coding region runs from base 335 to 2611 and encodes 758 amino acids.
CAUUUGUAGUCCUGCUGUCUACCAGAGACCGACUGAAGAGUAAACUACCAAACGGGGACAGGCGAGUUAGCUAAUCAGGUGCUAAGUCAGCCUACUUUGCAAACAAGCAACAUUGUACCUUAUUCUCGUUAGGUAACGUUAUAAUGGUUGUAACUCAGACGCUGGACAAAGCGAAACGGCUAGCAACAGUUAAAUGAAGUAGCAGGUCGUUGUUUGGGGUUGUUUUUAAUUAGCUAGCUAACACGGAAGGCAUCCCCCCAAGAGUGAUCAAUGGUUAGCCAAACGCAUCGGACAUAAUACUCUGUUUCAAAGGAGGUUUGUUGCUGAGCAAAGGAUGUCUAAACGCAUACGAAACACUGAGCUCUGCGCUGAUUGCAGUGUUCCAGAGCCUCGCUGGGCCUCUGUGAACAGAGGAGUGUUCAUUUGUGACGAGUGCUGCAGCGUUCAUCGGAGUCUCGGAAGACACAGCUCGCAAGUCCGCCACCUGAUACACACACCAUGGCCUUCUACACAGCUACAGAUGGUUCAGACAUUAUACGGCAAUGGUGCCAAUUCAAUAUGGGAGCACUCUCUUCUGGACCCGGCCUCUGUGAUGAGUGGAAAACGCAAGGCCAACCCUCAGGACAAACUGCACCCAAACAAAUCCGAGUUUAUAAGAGCCAAAUAUCAAAUGCUGGCAUUUGUUCAUCGCAUGCCUUGCCGGGAGGACGACAGCUCCACAGCCAAGGAUUUAAGCAAGCAACUUCACUCAAGUGUACGCACCGGGAAUCUGGAGACUUGUUUGCGGUUGCUAUCCCUGGGAGCACAAGCUAAUUUCUUUCACCCGGAGAAAGGGAGCACUCCCUUGCAUGUAGCUGCAAAAGCAGGACAAGUAUCUCAGGCUGAACUGUUAACUGUUUACGGAGCAGACCCCGGAGCCCCUGACAGCAAUGGAAAAACUCCCAUUGACUAUGCAAGGGAAGCUGGCCACCAUGACCUGGCAGACAGACUGGUGGAGAUUCAGUAUGAACUAACUGAUCGGCUGGCCUUCUACCUGUGUGGGAGAAAGCCAGAUCAUAAAAACAGCCAGCACUUCAUUGUUCCACAAAUGGCUGACAGGAACAUCAGUUUAGAUUUAUCAGAGCUGGCCAAGGCGGCAAAGAAGAAACUGCAGUCUCUGAGUAAUCAUUUAUUUGAAGAGCUGGCCAUGGAUGUUUACGAUGAGGUGGACAGACGAGAGACUGAUGCAGUGUGGUUAGCAACACAGAAUCACAGCACUCUGGUGACAGAGACGACUGUGGUGCCUUUUCUUCCUGUGAAUCCAGAGUAUUCAUCAACACGAAAUCAGGGACGACAAAAGCUUGCGAGAUUCAAUGCACAUGAAUUUGCAACUCUUGUCAUUGACAUAUUAAGUGAUGCUAAGCGCAGACAACAAGGGAGUUCGAUAGCUAGCCCCAAAGAUAAUGUUGAAUUCAUCCUGAAGAACGUGGCAGUCAGGCACUGCAGUGACAGCCAGGACAACGACCAGCCUGACUACGACAGCGUGGCGUCGGACGAGGACACAGACCAGGAUUCCCCCACCAACAAAGGAGAUAGGACCAAGAGCCUGGACUCUGACCUCUCCGACAGCCCCAUCACUGUGCAUGAAUACAUGGAGGUGAAACACGCGCUCUCUGCCUCUGAGGCCAAGAUCCAGAACCUCAUGAAAGCCAACAACAACCUGAGCGAUGAGCUGAGGCUGAUGCAGAAAAAGCUGCAAUCUCUGCAAAGCGAGAACAUCUCUCUCAGGCGGCACGGCCCAGCCUAUAUCUAUCAGACCCCCAGCGCCUCCCCAAGCCCCUCCAGCCCCUCGGCCCUGAAGCGCCGACAGUCUGCGCGGGCCAGCCGCCCCAUGUCUAUGUAUGAGACCGGCUCAGGCCUGAAGCCCUAUCUCCCUAAAGGAGAGAGCCACUACCCAGAGGAGUGUGUCCCCACCCUGCAACCCUUCCCACCUCAUACGGAAAGGGGCGCUUUUGUGACCACCUCUUCAUCCCUCCCCUCAUUUCCAUCCACCCUGUCUUGGUCGAAGGACGAGAGUGCUCAAAAGGCCUCGAAUUUAGAGAAGCAAAUCAGCAUGCCGGAAAGUGACUAUGACAACACAUUCAAUGACUCUGAGAUGGAUGAUUCGGGGUACUGCAGGAGAGGCAGGCUGAGGAGCUGGCUGGGGGAGGGCAGCUCCAUCCCUGAGCUGGACGAUGUGAUGAUGGAGGCAGACCCCACGCUGCCCAGCACUGAGGACGUCAUCCGCAAAACAGAGCAGAUCACCAAGAAUAUCCAAGACCUGCUGAGAGCUGCUCAGGAAAACAAACACGACAGCUUCAUACCCUGUUCAGAAAGAAUACAUGUGGCUGUGAAAGAAAUGGCUGCCCUCUUCCCAAAGAAGCCGCGCUCGGAGACCGUGCGAGGCUCUCUGCGCUUGUUGACCUCCAGUGCGUUCCGGCUUCAGGGCGAGUGCAGGAAGGCGCUGCCGUCGGAGGGCUGCGCGGCGCCGGACAUGCAGCUGGUCACCCAGCAGGUCAUCCAAUGUGCUUAUGACAUUGCCAAGGCCGCCAAGCAGCUUGUGACCAUCACCACAAAGGAGAAUACCAACUAGCAGCACUUACAGGGCUGCAAGCAUCUCAGUUUCCUCAUUUUUUUUUAUGAUUCUUUUGGUUUUUUGUAUUUGUGGUAUAUGCAUGCAUUGUUUUUUAAUUUAUGAAUAAAUAUUUAAAGCAAACUAUGAACAAAAUCUGAGUGUAAAAGGGAGAACAACUUUAUUUAGGCAUCCUCAGCUGUUAUAAUAGCACAAUUUAUCUUGAGGUGAAACAACAACUUCCACAAAUCAUGUUAAAUCAAGCAGCAGCUAGCAGGUCUGGGACUGUUAUGGUUUAAAGAUUACAAUUUGAGUAAACUCGCCCAUACUUACAAAUAACCUUAAAUCAGCUUUUUGAUUGAGAGAACAAAUGAAGCACAGCAUACUGUAGUAGAUCCAGAUGUUGACAUUGGUUCAUGUUAACAGCCCAGAGCAAGACAUGAUGCUGAAAGCCUUAAAGUGGACCUAUCAUGCUAUAUUUGAAUAAUAUAGUGUAGGACCAUACCUAUAUAAGGCAUAUUUAUACCUUUUUU